Molecule: messenger RNA, 1445 nt
Organism: Seminavis robusta
Lineage: Eukaryota; Bacillariophyta; Bacillariophyceae; Naviculales; Naviculaceae
Source: the annotation of a GenBank genome assembly
CACACUCCAAACCUUAAUCGAAGAGCAGCCCAACCCCCAAGUCCAAGCUCAAGGCCCAAGCCCAACUCAACUCUCGACCCAAACUGAAGGACGACCAUGGCCGAUGGAUCGUACUUUGCCAAGAAGCCUGCUCCCUCAGGAGGAGCCCUUGAUCAGGGCAAGAUCUUUGUGGGAGGUUUGUCAUGGCAAACGACGGAAGAAUCCUUGCGAUGGCACUUUGAGCAGUAUGGCCCUGUCGUUUCUGUCGAAGUGAUGCGAGACCGUGUGACGGGAGACCCUCGUGGGUUUGCGUUUGUGGUAUUCCGAGAGCAGAGCACGGUGGAUUUGGUGAUGGCCGAAGCCAAGCACGAGAUCAACCAUAAGAUUGUCGAUGUAAAACGAGCCCAAGCGCGGGGAGUGGCGCCUCCUUCCAUUCACGAUGGCAACAAGCAACAAGCGGCGUCCAAUGAUCGCACCAGUCAACACGGCAGCAACGGCAGCAACAACACUAGAGCUCCAAACAACAAUAACAGCGGCGGCGGCGGUGGCGCCAGCAAUGCCGAAUUGACUCCGGAACAAUUGCACAACAAAGUCUUUGUGGGAGGUUUGCCGGCUCAUGUCGAUCGGGACGAAAUGAGGAAAAUAUUUGAACAGUAUGGUCCGGUCGUCGACGCCAUUGUCAUGAUUGAUCAAGUCACCAAUCGGUCUCGCUGUUUUGGAUUUGUGACAUUCGAAAAUGGAUCCAAUGGGGCCCAGCGAGCCAUUGAAAAACAGCCAUUGCAAAUUGGGAAUCGAAGUGUCGAGGUUAAAUUGGCCACGCCCAAGGCCGAACAAAAACGCAUGCCACCGACAUCGGCAGGACCCAAACAUGUCGGAUUACGAGCUGGAAUGUCAUCCUCGUCGUCGUCGGGAGAAUACGCCGGUUUGGCAGUGGCAUUUGGACGCAGUGGAUGGAAAGCGGGCUAUGGGUCGAAAGCGUUUGGAGCUGCUGGAUGGGCUGUCGAAGGCUGGGAUGAUGGAGGUGGGGCUCCUCCCAGAGAUGGAUUCUCCUUUGAUCUGCUCCUGCAAAGUAACAAGGAGAAUAAUACUGCUGUCAAAAUCAAAGCGGAACCCACCGACGCCAAACCCUCCACCGAUACCACAAAAUCCUCCAACCGAGAGCCUCGACCAGCUCGUGGGGGCAACAAUUCUCAGGAUCCGCAACAACACCAACGUCACAGCGGCCGAGGAGAUCAUCACCAGUCACGGGAUCGCCAUCGUCGAGACACUAGCCAAGGCAGGGAUCACCACCAAGGCAGGGACAGCUACUAUGGUCGACACGACUCCUCCAACCGACGAUAUAGAGACCAGCAUCACAAUGACGGGCCUCCCAUCAAACGGCCUAGAUACUAAUUAGCCUGCUAUCUAGCCAGCGUUGUAGUAUAAUCCUUUCAUAGUUUGUUGCAUAAAACAGCAAUAUCUGACUU